AUGACUUUAACACAUAACGUACCCCAAACAUAUCCCCUAGACAGCUGGCUUACAACAAUCAAUGAGCUGCUCUCACCGCAGUCCCCUGAACACAUCCUAGGGGAGCAGAAUCAACUUCUCGAUCUGCAAAGGUCUUUCACGACUCGACUCCCCAUCUCCGAAGAAACCAAAGAAUAUCUGAAGUUGAAAGGCACUCUCAAAAUUGUUCCGAUCAACCUCCGGAAUGAGUUGCUUGGGGCAUAUAUCAAAUACGUUCACCCUCUCCUGCCGAUUAUCGAUCUACAAUGGUUUUUAUCAAAUGUCAUGGUAGGGGACGAAUCCCAGUUCGCGAGUCCUCUUCUUCAUCAGGCCGUCAUGCUAGCUGGAAGUGCGUUCAUUGAACAAGAAACAGCUGUCAAAGCUGGGUUCUCAUCGCGCAAAGCGUUGCGAAGAACGCUAUUCGGGCGAGCCAAGCUUCUAUAUGAAUUCGAGACCGAACCCGACGCAUACAUUCAGAUCCAAGCACUAUUGCUCAUGAUGCAGUGGCACGGAAGUGGAGUUGGUCACAAAGUCCCGACAUACUGGUUCGAUCUCGCCUACUCGACAGCAGAGCGCAUUGGUCUGCUCGAAAGUCUUGAAACGGGUAGUUUCUCUCACAAACAUCGGUUGUGGUGGUGUCUCUAUGUGCGCGAUCGCAUUCUCUCCCUCGGCUUCCGUCGACCCCCCCGAAUCCCCCACAGCGAUGUCAGGAUGUCCCUACUAGAAUCCACAAAAUACUACUCCUCGGAACCCUACCACGAUCUCGUGCUAGCAAUGCUCGGAGAAGCAUCGGCCAUGCUGAACUGGGAAAACCAAGAACGAAUGAUGCUUCUAUUCAUCCAAGAGAUUAAACUCGCCCAUUGCGUGGGAGUCAUUCUGGCGCAUCUUUACCAAGACGCCUGGUCACCAUCGCCAUCAGGAGACUGGCAAUACUCUUUCGUUCCCAAGUCCGAUGUCUCACAAGUUACUAUUACUGGAUGCGAACAGCUUCUGAAGACUUGGAUAAAGGAUCUUCCUGCGCCAGCGCAUUACUUCUCCCCGUCACUUUUGCAUGGCUUCCACAAAGAAGCCCCAGAGACUGUCCUUCUCGUUCAUCAAGCGUUCCUGUAUCUCCUACAUCUCACUGCGAUGUCCAUCCUCUACCAAGCCGCGUCCAAUGGUGGAGAUAGUCUUCGCACGACCAUUAUGCCGGAAAUGAGACGCUUGACUUCUCAAGUCAAUGAGAUUCUCAAUGAAUUGCACGACUGCAGAAUGCUUCAUUAUCUGCCGGGGACCAGCAUUACUAUCCUGGCCAUUAUUCUUGAAGCGAGUCUUCCGGAUCUCAAGGUUGCGGAUGACAUUGUGAGGAUGCAGGCCAUGUCGAAUUUGUACACGUGUGAGGAAGCGGCUGGACACUUAUUGCAGACAUAUCCUGCGGCCGAAAUUGUUCUUUCGCAGGCGCAGAAUGCCCGUGGGCAUCUACUGGGGUUGACGGCUAUUUGA
Molecule: messenger RNA, 1500 nt
Organism: Penicillium bovifimosum
Lineage: Eukaryota; Fungi; Ascomycota; Eurotiomycetes; Eurotiales; Aspergillaceae
Product: fungal specific transcription factor domain-containing protein
Exons: 2
Coding region: 1-1500 (499 amino acids)
Biological process (GO): DNA-templated transcription
Molecular function (GO): zinc ion binding; DNA binding
Source: RefSeq, a predicted model, not a curated record